Messenger RNA from Dromaius novaehollandiae (emu), 3274 nucleotides. RefSeq names its product solute carrier family 10 member 2 (gene SLC10A2). Bases 79 to 1176 code for a protein of 365 amino acids. The record is from RefSeq and is a predicted model, not a curated record. The transcript is spliced from 6 exons. Lineage: Eukaryota; Metazoa; Chordata; Aves; Casuariiformes; Dromaiidae. Gene Ontology annotation, biological process: bile acid and bile salt transport. Gene Ontology annotation, molecular function: bile acid:sodium symporter activity. Gene Ontology annotation, cellular component: apical plasma membrane.
AAGGAGUCAUGGACAAACAACCACUUACACAGGCUUAAAAGUUUGCGUUGGAUGUACUGAGUGUUUCUGUAUUUCAAAAUGCAGACUUAUCUUCUUUCCCAGCAACUUGAGGCUAGGUCUUUGACAGAAAACUCCAGUGUUUGUCCACCAAAUGCUACUAUUUGCAAUGGCACAUCUUGUGUGCAAGCUGAGGACAAUUUUAACAAAAUUUUGAAUACAGUACUGAGUACUGUUCUAACAAUAUUGCUGGCUAUGGUGAUGUUCUCCAUGGGCUGCAAUGUGGAAAUAAAAAAAUUUUUGGGCCAUGUAAAAAGACCCUGGGGUAUUUUUGUGGGUUUCCUUUGCCAGUUUGGAAUUAUGCCUCUCACAGGCUUUGUGCUGUCACUGGUCUUUAAUGUGCUUCCUAUUCAGGCGGUUGUGGUGAUGAUCAUGGGAUGCUGCCCAGGUGGAACAGCCUCCAAUAUCAUUGCCUACUGGGUGGAUGGUGACAUGGACCUAAGCAUGAGCAUGACAGCUUGCUCCACACUGCUUGCAAUGGGGAUGAUGCCACUUUGUCUCUUUAUUUAUACCAAGAUGUGGACUGACUCUGACUCGAUUGUACUCCCCUACAACAGCAUUGGAAUUUCACUAGUAGCUCUUGUAGUUCCUGUUUCUUUUGGGAUGUUUGUUAACCACAAAUGGCCUCAUAAAGCAAAAAUCAUACUUAAGAUUGGUUCCAUUGUCGGAGCAGUCCUCAUCGUGCUCAUAGCUGUGGUUGCAGGAAUACUGUACAAAGGCUCCUGGACUAUCUCCCCUAAAUUGUGGGUCAUUGGUACCAUAUUUCCAGCAGCUGGAUAUUCUCUGGGGUUCUUUCUGGCUCACAUAGCUGGUCUGUCUUGGAGCAGAUGUCGGACAGUGGCUCUGGAAACAGGCAUGCAGAACACUCAGCUGUGUUCGACGAUCGUACAGCUCUCCUUCACUUCUGAACAACUUGAACUGAUGUUUACUUUCCCACUCAUCUACAGUAUUUUCCAGGUGUUGUUUGCACUAAUAUUUUUAGCAGGCUACCGUAUUUACAGAAGAUACCAAGGCAAAACGAAGGCAGAUGAUAUGAAAACAGAGGAAGAAACACAGUCAAAAUCAGCAUUGCCAUAUGCUGUAACAAAUGGAGGAUUUAUAUCAAAUGAGACCAAAUAGACAAUCACCUCACCGUUCCAACGGGCUAAAAAUGCAUAAUAUAUAUGGUUUACUUAAAACUUUUUUUUUUACAGUCUAUUGCUUUAAGGAAGUAUUUAACAAGAGAAGGUGUUCUGCUGAUACUGUACAGAAAGACUUUAAAAUGAUUAACUUAUGAAAUAUUUCUACUUUAAUUUUGAACAUGGUUUCUGCCAUGAUUGUAGAAUCUAUUUGAAGCUAAUUCUCUAGAAUAUUCAAUGUUGUAUUACAGCUUAUUUAAAAAAAAAAAAAAAACAGAAUAAAGGCAGGCUAAAAAAUAGCAGACAUCUGCUGAGAAAGUAGACAUUUGCAUUACGAACUUCAGCCGCUGAUCCUGCAGAUCCAUCCGCUAGUCUUAGCCCUAGCACCAAGAAAGAGAAAUGUUGCAAAAGUGCUUGAACAGCUACAGGAGUUGAUGUGGAAGAUCUGACAAGGCUGGAGGACUUUCACUGAGCAUGAAUCAACCUUGAAAUUGAAACAAGCAAGUAAAGAAAUAAUGUUUCAUUUAGGUCAGUCUGAUCAGACUAAAGCUGUUGCGCCGUGAUAAUUGCUUGCAGUGUUAAUUUAUACAAAAGCUAUAAUUUUAAACAGUGCAAAAUACCUUAUGACUCCAUUUUUUUGCUCAGAUUAAUAACAAACAACAGUUUUAUAUCUUCAGUCUGAGUCAUUUAGAUGCUGGAAAGAUCAAUGGAGAGACAAAGCCCAGGGUAUGAGCCAAGAGCAGUGUUAGUAUGCCAGCUACAUACAAAGGAGCAGGCUUAGUUUUUGGAGGUGUGAGAAAUGGUCCACUUUUGCACUGAAAGGGAGGCAUGUAAAAGUGGAACAAAAUUGUCCCUGAUUCAUCCAGGAGUACGUUCACCACCUUUAAGAUAGAAUAAUAGUGCUUACAGGGAGUCAUAUAUUUCUGUGAUUUUGUGAACUCAGUCUGUCCCUGACACUGAUUUAGUCAAUACCUUAAAAUUUUUGAUUAUAUAAAGCAUGGACAAAAAUAGUUGUAUGUAAACAUACAUUACUUGUCUCUGAAAAUUUGAGAGUACAUAUGGAAAGCUGUCCUAAGUGUGUGGAGAAAGUGAGUGCAAUUCUAAGAAAAACAGUGCAGUGAAUUUUUUGCAGCUGAAAUUUUUUGUGGAUGCAUUUAGUAACAUUAGUCCUGUAGUUCUUAUGCAAAGAAAAAUCCAGAGAACUUCAGAUGAAAUGAAUGAGAGUUUGACUGACCAAAAACUUCAAGAAUGAGCCAGCUAUCAACACAUGGAAACUAUACACCUCUUUGUCAUAUUCAAGUGGACAUUUUGAAGGCGUUGUGAGUUAAUGUGGCAGAUUUUUACAAACGCAGCUUAAAUUGUGGAAUUUAGGUUCCAGACACAUAGCUUUCCACUUCUGCAGCAAUAUGCCCGAUAUUAAACAAAGGAUAAAUUAUUUCUAUAUACCAGAUGCAGGGGAAAGGGUCUUGAAAUGUUUCUGAGCUCUAAGAUGCUUGAAGUUGCUUAGUUUUCAGGAGGACAUUCAGAACGUUCAUAACCUCCAAAGAGGAGGUCAACACUUAGUGGGAUCUAGCACAUAACAUGCCUUUUUAUAUAAUAAAGAAUAAACAGAAAAAGGCAGUGAAUUCUAUUACGGAAGAAUCAUAAAUGUGAAACACUACAUUCAUUGAGAAAAGGAUAAGCUGUUGUUUGCAACAUACGCAGUAAAAAGGCUAUUGUGGUUAUCCUGCUUCCCUCAAAAUACAGGCAGUAGAAAUCGGGAUCACAUCUUUCUAGCACAACCUGCUACUUUUUCCACUUUCUAAAGCUAAAAUAACCCCAAUGUUUUUGCACAUAUUUUACAUAGAUUUUGAAAAUGUGUUGAAGAAUAAUAUUUUGUCUUCCAUGUGCCUUUGUAUUUAAAACAAGUGUAUAAACACUGAACUGAACAUGGUCAGUAACUGUUUAUAAUUUUGCCCACUGGAGUAAUUUGAGGUGGAAAGAAUUGAGACUGAAUCCUAACAUGCAGACCAAGUUUAUGACUUUGAGAUGUAAUAAAAACACCUCAGAUUGUGUAAAAUGUAUAUGUUUAAUGACGAGUAUUAAAUGAACAUGAGAUG